Messenger RNA from Dacryopinax primogenitus, 737 nucleotides. RefSeq names its product heterotrimeric G protein-like protein alpha subunit A. Gene Ontology annotation, molecular function: guanyl nucleotide binding; G-protein beta/gamma-subunit complex binding; GTPase activity. The transcript is spliced from 5 exons. Gene Ontology annotation, cellular component: heterotrimeric G-protein complex. Bases 1 to 612 code for a protein of 203 amino acids. Gene Ontology annotation, biological process: adenylate cyclase-activating G protein-coupled receptor signaling pathway. NCBI's taxonomy places the organism in Eukaryota, Fungi, Basidiomycota, Dacrymycetes, Dacrymycetales, Dacrymycetaceae. The record is from RefSeq and is a predicted model, not a curated record.
AUGGACAACGCCCCCUAUUUCUUUAAACAUGCAGUGAGGAUAUGCAGCCCGCAAUAUUGGCCGACUAACCAGGAUGUGCUGCGCUCACGGGUGCAGACUCGGGGUGUGACCCAGUCCAGCUUCGUCGCUGAUGGCAUGCGUAUCCACAUGUACGACGUCGGUGGUCAGCGUGCGGAACGGAAAAAGUGGAUCGUCGCAUUCGAGAGCGUCAAAUGUGUCAUCUUCACAGCUUCUCUGUCCGAGUACGACCAAUCUCUACUUGAACAUCCGGAGCAAAACAGGAUGCAAGAGUCGAUCGAGGUAUUCAAGAACAUCAUCACGUCGCGCUGGUUCCAAAAGGCGACAAUGGUCAUGUUCUUCAACAAGAUGGAUGUCUUUGAGGAAAAGUAUCAUCGCAGUCCGAUGAAAAACUACUUUGCGGAAUACUCGGGGAAUGACGUAGAGGCUGGCGUCAAGUUCAUCAUUUGGAAAUACCGCCAGGUGAACAAGAACAACGCACCGGUCUAUUCACACAUUACAACAGCAACAGAUACAAAUCGAUGCUCCGUGGUGCUCGCCGCUGUCCGAGAAAAUAUCCUCGAUGCAGCUAUCCGAGAGUCUGGACUGAUCUAGUUGCUUUGCUUGAUAUCUGUGUUACGAUAAGUUGGGAUGAUGAUGGUUCUUUAUCUGUAUGACAGUGUAGACUUCAGUCAUUGGGCAUGGUGUGACAUCGGUAUUUGACAUGAAAUGAUAUGAUC